AUGCAAUACAAGAACACUGUAUUGGCCGCUGCUGCCGCUCUUGCUUCUUCUGCCUCAGCCGCAGUCACUGCCUCUGAGCCAUGGAGCACUUUGACCCCUACUGCCACCUACCAAGGUGGUCACACUGCUUACAGCGAGACCUUUGGUAUCGCAGUCGUUCCUAUCACCAGUUCGGUUUCCACUUUGAGCGCUGCCACUGCUUCUUCGACUGACCACGCCAAGAGAGACGCCAUUUCUCAGAUCGGUGACGGCCAGAUCCAGGCUACCACUUCUGCUUCUGCCACUCCAGCCAAGAAGACCUCUGCUGCCGCUAUUUCCCAGAUCAGCGAUGGUCAAAUCCAAGCCACUACUUCCACAACUUCUGCGAAGAGCACCGCUGCCGCUAUUUCUCAGAUCAGUGAUGGCCAAAUCCAAGCCACUACUUCCACAACUUCUGCGAAGAGCACCGCUGCCGCUAUUUCUCAGAUCAGUGAUGGCCAAAUCCAAGCCACUACUUCCACUGCUUCUUCGAAGACCUCCGCUGCUGCCAUUUCCCAGAUCAGCGAUGGCCAAAUUCAAGCUACCACUUCCACGGCUCCAGCCAAGAAGAGCACUGCUGCUGCCAUCUCUCAAAUCGGUGACGGCCAAAUCCAAGCUACCACCUCCACUGCCUCUCCAAAGAGCACUGCCGCUGCUAUCUCUCAAAUUGGUGAUGGUCAGAUCCAAGCUACCAACUCGACCUCUGUUGCAAAGAGCACUGCUGCUGCCAUCUCUCAAAUUGGCGAUGGUCAAAUCCAAGCUUCCACUACCACUUUGAAGCCAUCUGCUUCAGCUAUCUCUCAAAUUAGUGACGGUCAAAUCCAAGCCACCUCCACUAUGAGCGGUGCUUCUCAAAUCAGUGACGGUCAAAUCCAAGCCACCUCUUCUGCUUCCACCUCUGCAGCUGCCGCCUCUGACGACUCUUUCGUCACCUCCGUUUCCUGCAAAGCCGAUGGUUCUCUAUCCAUGACUCUAGAAAACGGUAUGUUGAAGGACUCCAAGGGAAGAAUUGGUUCUAUCGUUGCCAACAGACAAUUCCAGUUUGACGGUCCUCCUCCACAAGCUGGCGCCAUCUACGCUGCUGGAUGGGCCAUCACCCCAGAAGGUAACUUGGCCAUCGGUCCUCACGAUGUUUUCUACCAAUGUCUAUCCGGCUCCUUCUACAACUUGUACGAUGAAUCCAUCGGCGCUCAAUGCUCUCCAGUCCACUUGGAGGUCAUUGAGCUAAUCGACUGUUAG
Lachancea nothofagi CBS 11611 is the source of this 1257-nucleotide messenger RNA. The record is from the annotation of a GenBank genome assembly. NCBI's taxonomy places the organism in Eukaryota, Fungi, Ascomycota, Saccharomycetes, Saccharomycetales, Saccharomycetaceae.